AUGAAUUUUAAACUAUGGAUUGUUUUAGCUUUUAUUAAUUUAGCUUUUGCUAAGACAGAGAUGUUCGAUCUAUACAGUUCUGGGUAUCAAUCAUUUUAUGCAUGUUCAGGUUACCUUGAGGGUAUUGCUACAUUCUGUGGGCCAGAUUCACCUUAUCAGUAUGAAGCUUGUACUUGUGGUAACAAGAACAUGAGAGCAUCUUUCAUGGCUUGUGUUAAAGCAAUGUACGCAGACGAUUCGUCUUUGGUUGAUUUUUUUGUUAACGGGUGUAGUGAAAAUUUUGCUAUAGAAUUAACUAAAAAGGACUUCGAAGAUUCCUAUGAUUACUACCUUGAACAUGCUGUUGAUGUAAGCAAUGAUGCUGAUUUUAACAUGACUGAAGUUAUUGACUAUCCUGUUGUCAUUGAUCCUGAUACCUGUAAGGUUUGGUUAGCUUCUUACAAGCAAUUUUUGGGAAAUUACAAUAAUUCAUAUUGGCUCGGUAUCGGAUUGACUUCGUUUUGGGCAGCUGUUCUUUUGAUGGCUACUGUCUAUAAUUGGACAAUCUAUUUAUUCCCAUCUUUAAACAAAAAAUUGGUGGGACCAAUUACCAAUAAAAUAAGAAAAUAUAUCACAAUUCCAGCCAUAGGUAGAAGAAGAGCAGAGGUAAAACCAAUGUAUGGAAUUUUUGAUGCUUUACUUCCAACAAGGGGUGAGUCGGUUAUCAUUGGGAGUUUCACAAUUGUAUGUACUGUAUUCUGUGCUUGGAAUAUCAAACCAGUCGAAGGUGAUACUAUAUUUGGCUCUGUCCAAGAAUCCAUUAGUAGACAAAUUGCUGUCAGAACAGGUAUUUUGGCCUCUGCAUAUAUGCCAUUACUAAUUCUUUUCGCCGGUAGAAAUAACUUUUUGCAAUGGUUAACUAGAUGGAAAUUUUCAACCUUCAUCAUGUUCCAUAGAUGGAUAGGAAGAAUUGCUUUUAUUUUAGUGACAAUCCAUUCAAUAGGUUACAGUAUAACCUUUACUGCAAACUAUAAAUUGUACAUGAAAGACACCUAUGUCAUCUGGGGAUUCAUCGCUACUAUUUCUGCUGGGUUCAUUGUUUUACAAGGUUUAUUGCAAUUACGUAGAAAUUGGUAUGAAAUAUUUUUAAUUAUCCAUAUUAUAUUGGCAGCUUUAUUUAUCGGAGGUGCGUGGUUACAUGUCGUUGAUUUAGGGUAUGUGGCGUUCUAUUAUGCUUGUGUCGGUGUGUGGGUCUUGGAUAGAGUGAUAAGGUUUGGUAGAUUAUUUGCAUUUGGAUUCCCAAUGGCAGAUGUGGAAUUGUUUUCUGAUGAAACCUUCAAAGUCACCGUUCCAAAACCUUCUUACUGGAAGUCGAUCCCAGGUGGACAUGCUUUCGUUCAUUUUUUGAGACCAAGUUGUUUCUGGCAAUCACAUCCUUUCACUUUCACCAACUCUGCUGAAACUGAAAAUGAAAUUGUUUUGUACAUUAAGAUUAAAGGGGGUUUGAGCCAUGGAUUAUACCAGCAUUUAGCAGGUUUACCUGGCAGAACCACCAAAAUGAGAGUUGGAAUUGAAGGACCAUAUGGUGAAUCAGCACCAGCUAAACAUUAUGACAAUGCUGUAUUCAUUGCUGGAGGUAAUGGUAUUCCAGGAAUUUAUUCUGAAGCCUGGAGUUUGGCUCAAAAAUCGAAGAACAAUGACAAGAUUAUCAAUUUGAUCUGGAUCAUCAGAGAUAGUAAAUCACUUGAAUGGUUCUCAAAUGAACUCAGACUUUUGAAGGACACUAGAAUCAAUACCACGGUCUAUAUAACUAAGCCAAAUCUUGACAUCGAAUCUAGCGAUGGAGAAAAGAAGGAGAAAGAAGACGGUAACUCAGUGUUGAGCUAUGAAUCCAAACUAAGUCAUAUUAUUUUCAAAUAUGGCAGACCUUCAUUGGAGGAUAUUGUAAAGGAGCAAGUAGAGGAAUCAAGAGGCUCUACAGCUUUCGUCACAUGUGGUAAUCCAAUUAUGGUGGAUGACCUCAGAUAUUUCGUUUCCCAAAAUCUUCACCCAGAAAAAAGAGUUGAUUUCUUUGAGCAAUUACAAGUAUGGGCCUAA
This is a messenger RNA of Yamadazyma jaroonii, 2076 nucleotides long. The record is from the annotation of a GenBank genome assembly. NCBI's taxonomy places the organism in Eukaryota, Fungi, Ascomycota, Pichiomycetes, Serinales, Debaryomycetaceae.